Messenger RNA from Panicum virgatum (switchgrass), 3038 nucleotides. RefSeq lists its product as uncharacterized. NCBI's taxonomy places the organism in Eukaryota, Viridiplantae, Streptophyta, Magnoliopsida, Poales, Poaceae. Gene Ontology annotation, cellular component: nucleus. The coding region runs from base 1006 to 2049 and encodes 347 amino acids. Gene Ontology annotation, molecular function: DNA binding. The transcript is spliced from 9 exons. The record is from RefSeq and is a predicted model, not a curated record. Gene Ontology annotation, biological process: DNA replication; DNA repair; DNA recombination.
AUUAUUUGUAAAUUUUAAAUAAGGUGGCUCUCACAGAGGGCACCCCGACCAUAUUGUAUACAUGAUCCCCAGGUUUCAGGUAGGAUGAUGAUAGCAUUUAGAUUGUUGUAGCUGGACCUGGAGCUGACAACAAUUGCUAUAAAAACCCAAUCCAUUUUAUACCAAUAAAAUAUUCUGAACUUGCAAAUUUGGGAUACAGUUUCUAUAGUUGUCCAUGUAUAGAAUGGAGUGAGCUUGACAAUGGCAUCUAUGUGUUAGUCUUUGCGUGACCAUGACCUAAGCCUUACACUGGGGAGCGAUUCGGAGGCGGAGCAGCGGUGUUUGGCAACACUCUGCCCAAUUCUCAUGGAAUGGAGCGCUGCCAAACACACAGCCUUACACUAACAAUCAAAUCAUGCCAUCAGUGUGCAAGUUCUUUUUUUUGAUAUGUUUUAAACUUUUACGGUCUCUAUGUGAUUAUAGCUCUAUCUGUUUGCAGACCAUGUUGUGAAGAUUUCUGACCAUUUUUUAUGAAUAAUUUUGAAAAGUUAAUAAUUGUAUAUAUUGUUGACUUAUCUAUUUGGUGCUCACUAACACGUGAUAUGUACUCUUAAUUUGUUCACUUAGCUAUAUUUUUAUGAAACUCUCAUAAUAUGGAGUACAUUAGAUUCAUGUAGAGAUUAUAUGUAAUUAGUUUCAAACACGGGCCUGGUCACGUGCAUCCCCACUAGUUUCUUCAAAAAAAAAAAUAAAGAGCGAUAAACAAGAGAAAGAAGAUGGAGCCAGUAGCCCAGGAGGAAAAAGGCCAGGAGACGGCCCAGGUUGACCCCAGUCGUGGCUCGGCCCCAAACUUCGCACGCCGCCCAAGACCGCCUCUUCCAGUCUUCUCUUCCUUCUCCUAUUCUCCUGGUCCUUUUCCUUCUGCAGCAAGCUCGUUCUUGGCGAGGGGCCGGGGGCGCGGAAAAUCAGUUAGAUCCACCACUUCGGUUCAAUCAGGAGCAUAAGCUUAAGGCGAUCAAGGCCAAAAUGGGUUCAGCUGAUGAUGAGUUCACCCCACUGUCUCAGUUAACCUUAGGAACGAACAAAUGUAGAGUCCAGGUGCGCAUCUCGCGGCUGUGGGAGUCCUUCAAUCCAAAAAAUGACAUAUUGUUCGGCCUUGAUAGCCUUCUGAUCGAUGAUCAGGGUGAAACUAUGCAGGCGCGUGUUCUUCCUGAUGAUAUUGAGCAGUUUGAAGAUCAGCUAGUUGAAGGGAGUGUAUAUGCCUUGUCGAAUUUUACAGUUGAGGAAACAAGGGAAAGCUACAUGACCUGUAGCAAUGAGUUGACUAUGUACUUUGGAGGGCAGACGGCCGUCAAUGAGAUAGAAGAUGCUGAUUUGAUACCCCUCUACAGCUUUGAGUUCAUUGAUUUUAAGGACCUCCGUUCUAGGUGUGAUGACGUUAGUGUAUUGACAGAUGUUUUGGGUCACAUAGUCUAUGUUGGGGAGUUUGAGGAGGUCUGGAAGAAAUCCCGUCUUAUAAAGAUUUGCAAUGCAACAAUUCGGAAUUUGAGAGGAAGGGAUUUGGGUAUCACGUUGUAUGGAGAUAUUGCUUGCGGUUUUGCUGAGGAUAUGCACGAGAAAGGCAAAGAAGCCUCAGUUGUUGCUGUCUUUGCAGGGAUGCGCGUUGAAUCCUCACAUUCAGUUUGCUCUACAACGUGUUCAGAUUACUAUCUAGAUUUGGAAAUACCAGAGGUGCAAGAAUUCUGUGCGAAUUUGCGCAUUCAGCAGGAAAACCCAGUUCCGAAGAAAAGUCCAGCUCAGAAGUUAGCCGAGAGUUGGCGAACAAUUGAACAGCUAAAAAGCCUCAAUCCAGAGGAGUAUGACGAGGAUACCUCGUUUUUGUGCAGAGUCUCCCUGAUAGAUAUAGACUGCAGCAGUGGCUGGUGUUAUCUUGGAUGCAACACCUGCCAAAAGUCAAUGUACAGGGCCCCAAGGAAAUACAAGUGCAGCCGAUGUGGCCCGAUUAAGAGACCAAUUCAAUGGUACAAGCUGAAGACAAGGUGCAAGAUGGCACCGGCACAAUGGACUUGAUGAUCUUCUGUGAGGUGGCUGAAGAGCUGGUCGGUGUCUCCGCAGAGGAGCUCGUUGAUGAGAUUGAGGAUGAUGAUGAGUGGUACACCCUGCCAGAAGAAAUCGAGGAUCUUCUUGGAUCGACCCACACUUUCCAAGUAUUUGACAAGUAUGGGAGCAGGAGCUGGUCGGUGAGGUCAAUCAUGGAUGAUGUUACUGUCCCAGUCCCUGCUGGAACCACUGCUCAAUGCAAGGAGGAACCUAUCCCUGAGGGCAGCAUUAACAUGGCAAUCCCUACUCAAUGCAAGGAGGAGCCUGUCCAUGAAGUCAGCAUUAACAUGGCAAUCCCUACUGCAAUCUCUACUCAAUGCAAGGAGGAGCCUGUCCAUGAGGGCAGCAUCAACAUGGCGAUCCCUACUCCAGUCACUGCUCAAUUCAAGAAGGAGCCUGUCCCUGAGGGCAGCAUCAACAUGGUGAUCCCUACUCCAGUCACUGCUCAAUGCAAGGAGGAGCCUGUCCCUGGAGGCAGCGUUAAUGUGGCGAUGCCUACUCCAGUCACUGCACAAUGCAAGGAGGAGCCUGUCCCUGAGGGCAGCGCUACCAUGACAGAAGCAAGCUCGGAGUCCACUUGGCUGCAGAAGCCUAACAAGCGUCUGCGAGGGGACGACUGGGUCAACUAACUCGUUGGACCAUGCUGUGAAUAGUUUUAGACUUUUAGUGUAUCUAGGCUAAUGCAUCCUCUAGGAUUAGGCAAUGGAUCCUUUUGUUCUCUUUCUUCUACCUCGGAACAUCUCUAUCUACUGAUGUGACUCGAUCUGGUGUUAGUGCUGGGUGUCCUGAACCCGUUUAACCCUUUUGGACAUUGCUUCCCUUGUCACAUCGUACAAUGGAAAGGGGAUGUGUUAGCUGGUUCGUGUGCUUUGUUAGCACCUCUAUGUACACGGUGCUCAUGGGUUUGGAAACAUGCUCCUAAUUAGCCUAAAAGAAACAUGAGAUGCAGCGCCUAAUUA